This is a messenger RNA of Morone saxatilis (striped sea-bass), 798 nucleotides long. Its product is annotated as sushi, nidogen and EGF-like domain-containing protein 1. Bases 1 to 798 code for a protein of 265 amino acids. Gene Ontology annotation, biological process: cell-matrix adhesion. The record is from RefSeq and is a predicted model, not a curated record. The transcript has 6 exons. NCBI's taxonomy places the organism in Eukaryota, Metazoa, Chordata, Actinopteri, Moronidae.
AUGGUGACUUCUCAGGCGACUCCUGGGCCCACUGCUGAGAUGACUCCUCAAGUAACUUUAGGUACAGGUACGGUGACUUCUCAGGUGACUCCCGAGCUGACUCCUCAGGUGUCUUUAGGAUCCCUCUAUCCAAUUGUCGGAACAACAAGCACUCGAUCAGAUGAUGGAAGUUCUCCUCGAAUUCUGCUGCAACGACCUUUUGUUUACUUUGGAAAGCCUUAUAAUCAGAUUUAUGUGAACCACAAUGGACACCUGACCUUCAAUGCACCAUGGUCUAGUUUUUCACCUCAAAUGUUUCCAAUGUAUGGAUCCAGAGACGUCAUUGCUCCAUUCUGGACAGAUUUAGACAACAGAGAAAAUGGUCAGAUCAAUUACAACCAAUACACCAGCGGCAGUGUUCUCCAACAAGCUACUCAAGACAUCAAUGAGUACUUCCCAGGGUUGAACUUCAAUGCCGCCUGGGUGUUUGUUGCAACAUGGUAUGAGGUGGCCUACUUUCCAAUGACUGGAACACGAAUAACUGUCCAAGCAGUCUUGAUCUCUGGAGCCCAGUACUCAUUUGUGCUGAUGAACUAUGGGAUACUAGCUUUUACAACUUGCAAUGUACAGGCUGGAUAUGACACAGUCAACUCUACACACCAUUUCACAAUCCCUGGUUCAUUCUCGAGCUCUGCUACAGGCAGUAACUCAACUUUCCGCCUGAGCAGCAAUGUCAAUGUACCUGGACGCUGGGCUUUCCGGAUAGACAGUGGAUCAAGAGGCUGCACUUUCAAAGGUAAGAUCAGAAUUAGAGGGUGA